CCACACCCAAUAAAAUCCUCAUAACAUUUGCAGUGAAAACUGAAAAACAAACUGAUCAGAAAAAUCAAAUCCACAAAUAUCACAGAUCCCAACACUGAUGGAACAGAAAACCUACUCCUCCUUCUCUUCCUUCUUCUUCUUCUUCUUCUUCUUCUUCUUCUCCAGUCUCCAUCGUCGUCGUCUUCAUCAUCGUCUUAUUCUUCUUAUCAUCGUCGUCUGUUUCUGCGGAUCAAUUUCGCCGGUGAAAGCUUAUAAAAACUACACCGUUGGCGACUCCCUGGGAUGGUUCGAUUCGCUAGAGAAGCCCGGCGUGGAUUACCAGGAAUGGGCCGACGGAAAGCACUUCAGCUUAGGAGAUUUUCUCAUCUUCAACACAGACAACAACCACUCUGUAGUUCAAACCUACAACUUCACCACCUACAAACUCUGCGACGACUACGACGCCCUAGGAAACGACACAAUCGACUGGUUAGCGGCGGAUCCGUCCGCAAUCUCGCCGCAACCGGUGACGGUGGCAGUACCUCUCGUUAAGGAAGGCAUGAACUAUUUCUUCUCCGGCUACUACGACGGCGAACAAUGCGAGUACGGACAGCGUUUCAAGAUAAACGUGACUCACGGCCAAGGCCUACCGCAGAGUUUAAAGUCUCCGGCGGAAGAAUCGCCGGCUCCGUACAGUCCUCAGGCUGGAGACGACGAUGAAUCUGCGCCUGAUACCAUUGUGCCUUCUAACUUCGAUCAUCCUCGAGAUGAAAGCGACGUCGUUCAGGAUGAUUCUGCUGCUUCUAUUUCUUUACGUGUUUUGGAUAUUACUAGAAUAACUGUGCAUUGUUUGUUGAUUUUGGUAGGACUUGUUUGGUUGUUUUAGCCAACUUAUGGUAUAUAGAUAUAUAGAUAAAUAUAUAUAUAUUAUUUAAAAAAAUCAAAUUGGUGUAUCUGAUUCAU
Molecule: messenger RNA, 942 nt
Organism: Carica papaya (papaya)
Lineage: Eukaryota; Viridiplantae; Streptophyta; Magnoliopsida; Brassicales; Caricaceae
Gene: ENODL18
Product: early nodulin-like protein 18
Cellular component (GO): plasma membrane
Molecular function (GO): electron transfer activity
Source: RefSeq, a predicted model, not a curated record